GGUCAGCCCUGGCGGGGCUGUGGGACUCGGGGCUCUAAAGUCGGGGCUCGAGCCUGGCGGUCGGGAUGUUUUCCUCUGAGGCCGGACCCCGGCCGUGGACUAGGGGACCCAGCCCCUCAGAACACAGGAAGUGGGUGGAAGUAUUUAAAGCAUGCGAUGAAGAUAACAAAGGCUAUUUGAGCAGAGAGGACUUUAAAGUUGCUGUUGUAAUGCUGUUUGGGUACAAGCCCUCCAAGAUAGAAGCCAAUUCUGCGAUGACCUCAAUAAAUCCAAAUGCUUCUGGUAUCUUACUGGAGGAGUUCUUAAACAUUGUAAGGAAAAAGAAGGAAGCACAGCUAUUUUGGAAUGAAACAAGACACAUCUUCUCAGCAUUUGACAGGCACUAUCGAGGAUAUUUAACUUUGGAGGAUUUCCAAAAAGCGUUUGGGCUGGUGGCUCCCAGGUUACCAGAAAGGAGUGUUCUGGAUGUAUUCAGGGAAGUAGAUCAAGACUCAGAUGGUCUUGUUAGCUUCCGAGACUUCGAAAUUGCCAUCAACUAUGGACAAAAGGAAAUGGAACUACUGUGAACUCCUUGGCACCUUCUGGGGUGACCAGUAGAUGGGGACGUACUUGCAUGUUGAUUAAACUCUGCUCAUAGUGGGGGGCUACACACUUAUGAUUAAACUCUUCAGCUGGGCUUUUCUCAUGCUGAUAGUUCCUUGCAGUUCAGGAUGCUAGAGGUGGUCUUUACCACUGGUCUUCCAGGGAUGCUGGGGGCACGGGUCAGGCUGCUGCUGCUGCUGGCACUGCCAGGCGGGCAGCCCCCACUCUCCUCUACGCUCUCCCCACCCCUGGCACACUGCAGCUGGGUGCUCCACUCAUUUGCCAGUUCUCCACCCGACCCUCAGGCUCCCUGUUUCUCAUCAGUCUCUGACGUCUGGACAAGAGUAACUUUUUCCUGCCACUGGUACCGGUUUCCUUCAUCAAUUCAACUUCUGAACAAAUCAGAGCACCUAGGUUACUACGUGCAUCCCGUAUACCAGCGAUGAGUCAGGCAGUGGGAUAGCCAAGACUGCAGACUUCUAAAAUCAUGCAGGGCCUGCCCUGGUGGCGCAGGCGGUUGAGCACUGCACUGUGAGGCUGUCCACAGCCUCUGCAGCGCUGGUUCGAUCCUGGCCGGCGAGGGUCCCACAUGGUGCGGCAGACCUCUCCUGUCGCGUCUGCUGCUCCCCUUAGCAGUGUGUUUCAUCAGUCUGCCUGUUCUGUUCCCUGCUCUGUCUCUGGUGAAUCCUCUCACCCUCCCGCGCAUCUGGCCUGUACCCUGGUUCUUGUAUGCAUAAAUAAAUAAAUCUUUAAAAAUAAAUUUAAAAAUAAAUAAAUACAUUAAAAUCAUGUAUCCAGAAUUGAAAUCAUCCUUGCAAAGUCAUCCCAGUACCCUGGUUGUGCAAGACAAAGAAAGCCGAUUGGGCCAAUCUUCACCAUGGAGCACAGUAACAGUAUCAGGGACAAAGACUUACUUCUGCAACCCUCUCGGAUGGCCUGGGCUGACAUUCCUGUGGCUGAGCUGCCAGCCCUGGGUUGCCCAGCUGCCUCUGCUCACCCUCCCUGCAUCUGGGUAGUUCCUCUCUACACCAAGAGCCUUAGACACCUUGUCUUCACAUUCUCCAUGUUCUGCCCAUCCACCAUGGGGUCAGGGGACUGCUGUCCUAGAUGGAAGAAAAACUGUGACACAGGACAUUUGGCAUUUAUU
This is a messenger RNA of Talpa occidentalis (Iberian mole), 1729 nucleotides long. It is a transcript of the gene EFCAB11, whose product is annotated as EF-hand calcium binding domain 11. Bases 66 to 566 code for a protein of 166 amino acids. Lineage: Eukaryota; Metazoa; Chordata; Mammalia; Eulipotyphla; Talpidae. Gene Ontology annotation, molecular function: calcium ion binding. The record is from RefSeq and is a predicted model, not a curated record. The transcript is spliced from 6 exons.